Molecule: messenger RNA, 561 nt
Organism: Gracilinanus agilis (Agile Gracile Mouse Opossum)
Lineage: Eukaryota; Metazoa; Chordata; Mammalia; Didelphimorphia; Didelphidae
Gene: ATP5PF
Product: ATP synthase peripheral stalk subunit F6
Exons: 4
Coding region: 139-465 (108 amino acids)
Biological process (GO): proton motive force-driven ATP synthesis
Molecular function (GO): proton transmembrane transporter activity
Source: RefSeq, a predicted model, not a curated record
UGGCGGUGGCCGGGAUAUUCGUAACAGGACCCGGAAGCACUUUCCGUUCCAUUUCCUCCCGAAAAACCCGCCGCGGAUCUCACCUUAGCCGACUAAAAUCACAGUAGAAUUCCAACGUUCCUCCUUCUCCGGAUCACCAUGGCUCUUAACAGGCUCUCCAGGUUUUCAUCUCUUGUUCAGUCUGCAACUUCAGUGUAUUUGCGAAGGAACAUUACUGUCACAGCUAUUGCAUUUAACAAGGAACUUGAUCCUGUUCAAAAACUCUUUGUAGAAAAGAUUAGAGAAUAUAAAUCCAAAAGACAGACAGUUGGAGGACCUGUUGAUACAGGUCCUGAAUAUCAACAAGAUCUGGAAAGGGAAUUAUUCAAGCUUAAGCAAAUGUAUGGUAAAGGAGACAUGAAUACAUUUCCGACUUUCAAAUUUGAAGACCCCAUAUUUGAAGAGGCACCUAAACCCCAGGCUUGAAGAGUGACUACAGACUAUAUCUUGCUAUUUGGUUAUUUGACAUAGCUGUAUGACUAACAGAUAAUAACAAUAAAUUUUAAUUUCAUUUUCACCAAA